UCAGGGUUGGCAUCAUCUGAGGUCCUCUGAGGGGUUGGCAUCAUCUCUUCUCAGGUGUUCUGGAUCCAGACCGAAGCUUGUGUAAAUCCUAGUUACCUGUGUUUCAACCAAGCAAAACUGAUUUGUUUAACCCAAGCUAAAGAAUAAUAAUUUGCACUUGAUCAGACAUAACUGCUUGUAUAUGGUUUAUAUGUAAAUCAUGUCAAAUAAGCUGUCAAAGACAGUCCUUAGGCACAGAAUUCACACUCUGAUGGCUAGGAACUAAACUCCACACUCUAAAGACAUUAGAUCUCUAGGACUUCAUAUUCAAGGAACAUUUACGGUCCUAAAUAUAUCCAAGCACAUGUAAUACUAAAAUAAAUCAAGCCAUUGCUGUGAAUACACAAAAAUUUUCUGCAUUUGCAUUUUAUGAUCACCUCAAGACAUAUCAAACAUUCAAGGCACAAAUGUAAAUCACAUGGAAACCACAUAACAAAUUAUUAAUAUUGCGCCUUUAGAAUAUCUGCUAUAUAAGUUUGGUUUUUGCUGCAUGUGAAGUAUCAGUGCUCAUCAGUGCUUGAGUUGAACAUCUCGGUAGUUGACUGGUUGAAGAGGUACAGUAAGACUUACAAUCAUCUUUCACUCACUCUCUAAAUGUGAUUGGUAUUUGGUUGAUGUGUUUAUUUCAAAGGAACUUGACCGAAGAUGGAUUUAAAGAAUAAAGUGGUUGUGGUGACUGGAGGUGCUCAGGGUUUGGGCAGAGCCUUUGUCGAAGUACUCCUAAAACAGGGGUCAAAUGUGGCCUUCAUUGAUGUGAAUGAACCUUUGGGAAAAGAGUUAAAGGCUACGCUUGCCGAAGAAUAUGGACCUGACAGGGUUGAAUUUUACGCUGCGGAUGUAUCAUCUAAGGAGGAAUUUAUAGGAGCUUUUAAGAAAAUUGUGGACAGGUUUGGCCACAUCGACAUUAUGUACAACAAUGCAGCGGUUGUCAAUGAAAAUGACUGGGAGAAAACCAUUGCCAUUAAUAUGACUGGGCUGGUGAGGGGCACAUAUCUGGCCCUGCAGUACAUGAAGGACAAUCCUGAUGGCAAAGGCGCAAUUAUCAACAUAUCAUCUACUGCAGGUCUGUGUUAUGUUCCAACAGCGCCCAUCUACACAGCGACUAAAUAUGCAGUGGUGGGCUUCAGUCGUGCUAUUGCGGCUGUUGCUAUGAAGUCCAACCUUGGGUUGAGGAUCAACACUCUCUGUCCAGGUGUGAUGAAGACUAACCUGCUGUCCUCUUCUAAUAUAGAGGACCAUUUUGGACAGUUUUCACAGCUAGAGGAACUAAAGGAGAUGGUUCUGGAGAGAAAUGACUUUGUGAAGCCUGAGGAUGUUGCCAUGGCCUCCCUUCCACUUGUGAUAGAUGAAAGCAAGAAUGGAAAAAUUCUGAAGAUCGAUGCUGAUGGUAUGGAGUUCAUAUCCCUUCCUGAAAUACAGCCAUGUGAAAGUAGCCAAUCAGCUUUUUUCCCUGCCACAGCCAUAACUUUGUUACCUAAUUUCAGAUUAGAAUUGAAAUGUUAAAGGCUUUGCUUCUAUAAUUUUGCCUGGUUGAAAAUGUACUAAUCUUCCUCAGUUCUAGUUGGCAGUAGACAAUAAGUAAACUUGAUGCAGGCCUAAUAUAAGGUCUUGACUAAAUAAACAAUCACGUGAAAGGUCUCUUUAUAUUAUUCUUUGGCUUUACAUGUGAGUGUUACAAUGAAUACUGAACACACUAUAUUUUUCAAAUGUUUAAUACACCACCAGUCAAAGGUUUGGAAUGAUUAAUAUGUUUUAAUAUUUUGAAA
This is a messenger RNA of Cyprinus carpio (common carp), 1805 nucleotides long. Its product is annotated as 15-hydroxyprostaglandin dehydrogenase [NAD(+)]-like. Lineage: Eukaryota; Metazoa; Chordata; Actinopteri; Cypriniformes; Cyprinidae. The transcript has 7 exons. The record is from RefSeq and is a predicted model, not a curated record. Gene Ontology annotation, molecular function: oxidoreductase activity, acting on the CH-OH group of donors, NAD or NADP as acceptor. Gene Ontology annotation, cellular component: cytoplasm. Bases 685 to 1542 code for a protein of 285 amino acids.